AUGUUCUCCAAAAUCGUUGUACUGUGCGCUUUGAUCGCGGUGUCGAAAGCUGGACUCCUGGCUGCUCCCGUGCACUACUCUCCCGCUGAAGCCGUUUCUUCCCAAAACAUCGUCCGACAUGACCAGCCCCAGACUAUCCAAUACGCCGCUCCUGUAGCCAAGCUGGCCGUUGCUGCUCCCGUAGCUUACCACGCUGCUCCCGCCCCUGUUACCUACCACGCCGCCCCUGCUGUCGUGUCCUACCACUCUGCCCCUGUAGCCAAAAUCGUAGCUCACCAAGCUGAGGAGAUUGCCUACCCCAAGUACGAGUACAACUACUCAGUAGCUGACGGUCACUCCGGCGACAACAAGUCCCAACAAGAAGUCCGCGAUGGUGAUGUAGUGAAGGGUUCAUACUCCUUCCACGAAGCUGAUGGCUCCAUCAGAACCGUUGAGUACACCGCUGACGACCACAGCGGCUUCAACGCGGUCGUCCACAACACCGCCCCCACCGCCGCCCCUACUCACAUCAAGGCUGUGCCCGCCCUCCAUUGUAUCGAUCAAUACAAUAUGUUCUCCAAAAUCGUAGUACUUUGUGGAUUGGUGGCGGUGUCACAAGCCGGUCUUCUGGCUGCACCUGUUCAUUAUUCUCCCGCCGAAUCAGUCUCCUCCCAGAGCAUCGUGCGUCACGACCAACCCCAAGCAGCUAGAAUCGCAGUAGCGGCUCCCGUCGCAUACAACGCCUACCAUGCCGCCCCCGUUGCCUACCAAGCCCCCAUCGCUAAAGUUUUGGCUCACCGUGAAGAUCAAGAAAUUGCCUACCCCAAAUACGAGUACAACUACUCAGUAGCUGACGGUCACUCCGGCGACAACAAGUCCCAACAAGAAGUCCGCGAUGGUGAUGUAGUGAAGGGCUCAUACUCCUUCCACGAAGCUGACGGCUCUAUCAGAACCGUUGAGUACACCGCUGACGACCACAAUGGAUUCAACGCGGUCGUACACAAUACCGCCCCAACCUCAGCUCCUACCCUCAUCAAGGCUGUACCCGCUCUCCAAUACUAUCAUCACUAA
Messenger RNA from Bombyx mandarina (wild silkworm), 1050 nucleotides. It is a transcript of the gene CPR97, whose product is annotated as cuticular protein RR-2 motif 97. Gene Ontology annotation, cellular component: extracellular matrix. NCBI's taxonomy places the organism in Eukaryota, Metazoa, Arthropoda, Insecta, Lepidoptera, Bombycidae. The record is from RefSeq and is a predicted model, not a curated record.